Dendrobium catenatum is the source of this 1786-nucleotide messenger RNA. RefSeq names its product probable RNA 3'-terminal phosphate cyclase-like protein. Lineage: Eukaryota; Viridiplantae; Streptophyta; Magnoliopsida; Asparagales; Orchidaceae. The transcript has 7 exons. The record is from RefSeq and is a predicted model, not a curated record. The coding region runs from base 150 to 1286 and encodes 378 amino acids. Gene Ontology annotation, molecular function: RNA endonuclease activity. Gene Ontology annotation, cellular component: nucleolus. Gene Ontology annotation, biological process: endonucleolytic cleavage of tricistronic rRNA transcript (SSU-rRNA, 5.8S rRNA, LSU-rRNA); ribosome biogenesis.
GAUACUGACCUAUCUUUGAUGUUUCAACGAAAACCCUAAUCAGCGUUUGCAUCGGACUGCGAGGUUUAGCAGUCGACGCAGUUCUCGCGGGCGUUCUCUUGUGUGAAUCAUCUUCAAGGAGUCUGUUCGAUAUUAGGCCCUCGUCGGAGAUGAAGACUUCGUAUAUGAAGCUGCGAGGCAGCCAAUAUUUCCGGCAGCGCCUUCUACUGUCGACCCUAUCGUCGACAUCGAUACUCGUGGAGGAUAUCCGAUCUGAAUCUGCGUCCCCGGGCCUCCGUCCCUAUGAAGUCUCCCUCUUGCGGCUCCUUGAGAAGAUUUCCGAUGACUGUACCGUCGAGAUCAAUGAUACAGGAACUAAAUUGAGGUACAAACCGGGGGUUUUGAUUGGAGGGAAAAACGUCGUGCAUGACUGCGGCCUCAGCAGGUCAGUUGGUUACUUUUUGGAACCCUUGAUUGUGCUUGGACUUUUCGGAAAGAGGUCUCUCUCUAUCAGGCUCAAAGGGAUAACCAAUGAUUCUAAGGAUCCAAGCGUAGAUACUUUUCGGACAACUACGUUGCAUAUACUAAAGCAUUUUGGUGUCUCUUUAGAUGGUUUGGAGUUAAAAAUCGAAAGCCGAGGGGCCGCUCCUCUUGGUGGUGGAGAAGUUGUUCUUGUUGUUCCUAUUGUGCCUAGUAGCUUAUGUGCUACAACAUGGAUAGAUGAAGGAAUGGUCAAGAGAAUUAGAGGAGUGACUUUCUCAACUAGGGUAUCACCUCAGUUUGGAAAUCGCAUGGUGUUUGCUGCUCGUGGGGUCUUUAAUCAAUUUCUUCCGGAUGUUCAUAUAUUUACAGAUCAUAGAUCUGGCCAAUCUAGUGGAAGAUCACCUGGUUAUGGCAUUUCUCUGGUUGCUGAAACCACAACAGGUUGCUUGAUUUCAGCAGACAUGGCAGUUAGCCAUCCAAAAACUGAAGUAGAUGCUUUAAUGAAUUUUGAAGAGAAGCCAGAGCUGAUGUCUCCUGAGGAUGUCGGCAUUCAAGUUGCUUCUAUGUUGCUUGGGGAGAUUGAGGGCGGUGGUGUGGUUGAUUCAUCACACCAGGGUCUCUUAUUUCUUCUUUGUGCUCUGUGCCCGCCUGAUGUUUCUAAGGUUCGUGUGGGAAAGCUCACGCCUUACAGCAUUGCAACACUUAGAAACAUUAGAGAUUUUCUGGGAGUUAAAUUUGUCAUAAAGCCAGAGCCGACAACAAACACUGUCAUUCUAAAAUGCGUUGGUUGUGGAUUGAAGAACUUGUCAAGAAAGAUUUCAUGAGCAGCAGGAAGAAAACUUUGCCCGAUCAUUGUGAAGCCCCGAUUCUUGACUGGAAGGGACGCCAAAGGCCUCUUACCUUCCUCUCUAUCAGAUGGAAGGACAAAGCUCUUGGGUUUUUCAUGUUGUCAAACAGUUGAACAAUGAAAAUAGAUGGCGAGUGCCUGAUCGAAUUGAUCAGGUCGUGUAGGAACAAGGUUCAAAUCUCUCGGUCUGUUAGGAUGCCUCAGCUGCAUACAUCACUGCACUUCCACUUGACACCUAUCGUAAUGAUAAACGGCUCGUCUCGCCGUGACCAUCCUUUUGUUAUUUUUAUAGAAAGAAUAUAUCAUUUUCUUUAUUUAUAACUUCCAAUUAGCUAAAUCCUUCGUGUAUAAAGUCUUUGUAGCAUUGAGAUUCUUCUGCAUUAGUAGGUAGUAUCUAGUAUAAGUGAAAAUAAUGAUUGAAAUGCUUUGGACAUUUUAUGAUCUCUUAACUUUGGUUAUAAGAGUGUUGGACGAAAA